This is a messenger RNA of Microthlaspi erraticum, 447 nucleotides long. The record is from the annotation of a GenBank genome assembly. NCBI's taxonomy places the organism in Eukaryota, Viridiplantae, Streptophyta, Magnoliopsida, Brassicales, Brassicaceae.
AUGUCUAUUUUGAUCCUCUCUCUACUUCUUUUUGCCACUUCUUUCUAUGUUUCCGCCCAAAAUCUAACUGCUUACGAGGUUCUCCAAAAGAACAGGUUACCACGAGGAAUACUACCUGAAGGCAUCGUCGACUACGACCUAAACCCAAAAACCGGCUUUUUCAAAGUCUAUUUCAACAACACGUGUCAGUUCCCCGUGGACGCAUUCAAGGUCAAGUACGAACCCACAGUGUCCGGCUUCAUAAGAAACGGACGGGUGACGAGACUGAUAGGCGUAAGCGUCAAAGUUGUUUACGUUUGGCUCAACAUCGGCGAGGUGUCUCGUGAGGGCGACGAACUCGAAUUUUACGUUGGUGCUGCUUCGGAGGAAUUCCCGGUGCAUCGUUUCGAGAAUAGCCCACAGUGUGGUUGUGGGUUUUACUGUCGUGAGCUUAUCUAUUCCUCUUGA